GUCCCUCUGUGUCAGUGAGUCCCUCUGCUGAGAUGAUGGAGGGUGAUUCAGUGACUCUGACCUGUAGCACUGAUGCUAACCCAGCAGCUAACUACACCUGGUACAAGGAGCAUGAAGACUCACCACGAGCAUCAGGACAGAUGUUCACCAUCACUGACUUCAGAGCUGAACACAGUGGGAAUUAUUCCUGUGAAGCCCAGAACCAGAUGGGACGUAGUAACUCCACCUUACUUCAGAUUACUUUUUCAGGAAAAGAAAGCUUCUUAUGGUCAAUAACAACAACAGCAGCUGUUGCGUCCACAUCUACUAUUUUCCUGAUGAUCACGAUCCUUGCUGCCUUUCUCUGGAUCAGAAGAAAAAUGUCCUCACAAAGCUUUUUCCCAUGGAAGAUACCAGACAACAGCGCUGAGAUCCCACUGGUGCAGCUUUGCAGCGUGAACUUUUCCGGAACCCGGAAGGAUCUUCUCUACUCCAACAUCAGGCCAGCUCGCCCCUCCAGGGGCAAGCAGGAAGAGGAGGAAGAGGAGUACAUGUAUCAACUUUAAAAGUUCUGGUGCUGCCAGUGAGUGAGACUUUGACAAUUUUGCUGCUUUUAUCAUCACUGUUUGUUUAAACAUGUUAAUUCUUCAUGGUGUGAGUUUACGGUUUUUUAACUGAUGGAGGUGUGAAGGAGCUGUGGAUGAUUCUUCUGCUCUGUACAGCACCGUCAGCAAAGCACCAAGAGAAUGAAGCCACACGGACAUGUGGUACUUUACAUAGUUUAAGCACACUGUAACAAAUUACUGUAACAAAUUACUGUAACAAAUUACUGUAACAAAUUACUGUAAAAUUACGAGGAAUUCUCAACAGUAGCAUACUGUUAUUCGUCAAUACAGUACUGUAAAAUAUUGCAAAGGUUGAUGUCUUGGAAGAAUAUAUUUUUUGCAGUACAGUAGAGUGUUCCGAUUGUAUUGAACAGUUAUUUAAGUAUCUUGAAUGUUUUUUGUUGUUGAAUAUGUUUCCAUUUGUUGCACCAUACUACCAGAUCUAUACAAGCAUCUUCAAGUUACAUUCAUCUAUAAAGAGUCUUUACCAAUUUUGCCAAUAUGCUUCUAUUUAUUUUCCUAAUUUUUUACCUUUUUGUAUAAGAACUUUUCUCAACUUAAAGCGGCUGAAUUGGACUUUCAGAGCCUUAAUAUUACAUCUAAAUGUCCAAUGUAGACUUUUUGAGUUGACACAUAUCUAUAUCUAUAUAUAGAUAUAUAUCCCCUCCAUAAGACA
Pungitius pungitius (ninespine stickleback) is the source of this 1260-nucleotide messenger RNA. Its product is annotated as B-cell receptor CD22-like. The coding region runs from base 33 to 545 and encodes 170 amino acids. The transcript is spliced from 4 exons. Lineage: Eukaryota; Metazoa; Chordata; Actinopteri; Perciformes; Gasterosteidae. The record is from RefSeq and is a predicted model, not a curated record.